Messenger RNA from Vanderwaltozyma polyspora DSM 70294, 1113 nucleotides. It is a transcript of the gene MCM21, whose product is annotated as Mcm21p. Bases 1 to 1113 code for a protein of 370 amino acids. NCBI's taxonomy places the organism in Eukaryota, Fungi, Ascomycota, Saccharomycetes, Saccharomycetales, Saccharomycetaceae. The transcript has a single exon. The record is from RefSeq and is a predicted model, not a curated record. Gene Ontology annotation, cellular component: kinetochore.
AUGUCGGAUCUACUUGAAUUAGAGCAAGAUGUUACAGCACUUCGAAGAGAAAUCGAAUCCCUUACAAAGAGAAGAGAUGCUGUUAAAGACAAAUUAGCUAAUAAUGAAAUUGAAGAAUAUACACAGAAACCUAUUUCUAAGGAUUUUGAAGAUUUGUUUCAAAGUCAUCCACAAUUGUACGACUUAUUAUCUUCUGAUAAGGAUAAGAAUAAGAGUAAGAAGAAGCCAUCUUCGGAAGAGAGAGAUGAGGGGAAACAUAUGACAAGUGAAAUUUCUAAUAAACGUGUGAAACCAAACGAGCAAGAUACAGAUAUUAGCGAAGAUGAGUGGAUAUUGAAAUCACAGCCUUUGGUGCAACAUAAAAUGUUUAAUUCAGGGAUUUCAGAUAUGAUCAAUACCGAUAUUUUAACAUCACCAUCUAAACGUAAAUUAAAGCUAGGUAAUAUUGAUGAUGACAGUGAGACUAGUAAAGGAAAUAAACAGAAAAAUUUGAAUAAAAAAAUCAGAAUUGAAAAUUUAUUUCGGUUAUUUGGCAUUACAUUUUUCCCAUUAGUUGAUCCAACAGAUUUAAAGAUGAAUAAAGAAUUAAAAACUAUGGAAAUUAAAAGAGAAAUGUUAGGUAUACGAUUAGAAAUUUAUAAUGAACACAAUUCAACUUUCGAGAAACCCCAUUAUAUCUUAUUAAAGAAAAAAUUGAAAAUUGAUAGUUGGAUGAUUUUUAAGCAUACAAUACCAUCUUAUAUCGAUAUUGAAAGCAAAUGGUUUGGAAUUAAUAAUGGUAUGUUAAAUACCUAUGAUGAAAUAAACGUCUUCGCUAAAGAAGUUUACAUUGAAUUAAUACAUGGAAAUAUAAGAGAACAAAAAAUUCAAAAAUUAACAGAAUUAGAAUACAUCAGAGAUUGUCAAACCGAUGUCAAUUCAUCUAGAGUUAUAUUAACAUUAAUAGAUCAAUAUGAAAUAGAACUAUUCCUAAAAAAUGAAACUAUAGUAUCCUGUAAGAUUCCAACAGAUAGAAUGGAACCAAUGUUGAAAAAUAAGUGGCAAAUAAUUCUUUUGGGAACAAUAGAUGAACUUCCGAACAAACUAUCACAAUUAAAUAAUAUGUUAAAUUAA